Funneliformis mosseae is the source of this 601-nucleotide messenger RNA. The record is from the annotation of a GenBank genome assembly. NCBI's taxonomy places the organism in Eukaryota, Fungi, Glomeromycota, Glomeromycetes, Glomerales, Glomeraceae.
AUGGCGUCAAUAGAGAAAUGGAUUGACCCAAAGAUAAAAGAGGGUGACAUUACUUAUCUUAAAUACGAGGAAUUCAGUAAUAUUAAAUAUAUUACUGAAGGAGCAUUUGGAAAAAUAGACAGAGCUCACUGGAAUAAUGGCGACAUAAUAGUCGCGUUAAAAUCGUUAAAAUCUAUUUCAACAAAGUCUGAUAUCGAAGAACAAACAUUUCUUAAAGAGUUAAGAAUCUUACGAAAAGUCAGUUCCCAUCCUAACGUAAAUAGAUUUUUCGGGAUCACAAAAGCAUUAGAUGAAAUUAUUUGUGCUUAUUUAAACGAUCAUAAACUUGGAUUGAAAAGUUUCAAUGAUACAUUAGAAAAAUAUGAGUCACAAUCACAUGACAUCUUCGACCAUCUAUUUAAUAAUAAAUCAAUAAAGCAUUAUGAAGUAAUGGUUGGAGUAUUUUAUGGAAGAGGUUUUGGAACAGAAAAAGAUGAAGCAAAAUGUAAAGAUUGGAUUACAAAAGCAAGUGAAAAUAAUGAUAUUAAUGGACAUCAUGAACUUGCAGGAUGUUAUUAUUUCUUUAAGGAAAAAUAUGAAGAAGCAGUGAAAUAUUAUCAGC